This is a messenger RNA of Coffea eugenioides, 798 nucleotides long. RefSeq names its product zinc finger BED domain-containing protein RICESLEEPER 2-like. The record is from RefSeq and is a predicted model, not a curated record. Gene Ontology annotation, molecular function: DNA binding. The transcript has a single exon. NCBI's taxonomy places the organism in Eukaryota, Viridiplantae, Streptophyta, Magnoliopsida, Gentianales, Rubiaceae. The coding region runs from base 1 to 798 and encodes 265 amino acids.
AUGGAUAAUGCUUCAACUAAUGAUGUUGUUGCUAGAUGCUUGCAAGAGCAUUAUUCAUUUAGAGGUGUAUUAUUGGUAAAUGGGAGCAAUAUUCAAGUUCGUUGUUGGAAUCAUGUUCUUAAUUUGAUUGUUCAAGAAGGAUUGGAUGAGAUUAAUGAUUGUAUUCAUAUGGUUAGGAAUGCAGUUAAAUAUGUUAGAGGAUCUGCUAAGAGAAAACUUGAGUUUCUACACUAUGCUGACCAGGAAUGUAUUUCUAGAGGCAAAAUGUUAUCUCUAGAUAUAUGUACAAGGUGGAACUCAACAUAUUUAAUGCUUGAAUCUGCAUUACAUUAUAGGAGAGCUUAUGAUCGUAUGAAAACUCGUGAUUUGAACUUCAAGGAUCCUCCAUUGGCUGAUGAUUGGGAAAAAGCUCGGAUUGUUCAUGAUUUUCUAGAAACUUUUUAUACUGUCACAAAAAUUUUCUCUGGCAGCAAAUAUUGCACAGCUAAUGUGUUUCUUCGUGUAAUCUACCAUGUGUUCAUGUUAUUAAGGGAAACUUCUAUAGAGAACAGUCCACUUCUUGGAAGCAUGGCAUCGAACAUGUUGGUGAAAAUUGAGAAAUAUUGGUUAGAAAAAGAGCCAAAUAUCUUGCUAUCUGUUGCUUUUGUUUUAGAUCCCAGGUUUAAAAUGAGAAAAUUGAAGACCAUCUUUAGCAAGAUUUAUGAGAGCUAUUUAGCACCAUAUAUGUUAGAUCGUGUUCACACAACACUUCAGGAUCUUUUCAUCGAGUAUGUAAAGGUUUAUGAAGUGAGUUGUUAG